AUGAGAAUAAAUUUCUUCAAAGAAAAAAACAAGAUAAAAUUGAACAAAAAUCUUGAUUUUGAUUCUGAUAAUGCCUUGUCAAAUGUUAACAAUGAGUCAAACAAUUAUUUAACGGCGAACAGCGAUAACGAAUAUGAUCAUUACGGGUUUGAAAAAAAUAAAGAAUUUACUGCUGAGUCUACAACUGAUAAGCGAGCCUUAGAAAAGCAUAGGAAAAAAAUAGAAAAAAGGUGGAAGUUAUACUUUACUUUUAAAAGAGAUAUAAAAAAAAGUUACUAUCUAAAAACAUUAAUUAGAAAAGGAAUACCCGAUAAAUUAAGGCCCGAUAUAUGGCCAUACCUGUUAGAUAGUAUGGUGUUGUACCUGAAAUAUCCCACCAUAUACGAAAAAUGUUUAAACAGUGAAUUAGAGCCAAAGGUGCUAAGCCAAAUUGAGCUGGAUAUUAUACGAACCUUUCCGCAUAAUAAAAACUAUCGAAUGAACUCCCCAGGGUUAAUUCAGUUAAGGAAUGUUCUACAUGCCUUUGCGGUUUAUAAGCCCAAAAUAAAUUAUUGUCAGAGCAUGAAUUUUAUCGCUGCCAUUGCACUAAUAUUUUUAAAGGAGGAAUUGUCCUUUUGGUCUAUUGUUCAGUUAAUUGAUUCGGAUUACUCUCAUGAGAAAAUUAACAUAAGUGAUUAUUACAACAACGAAAUGAGAGGAUUACGCAGGGAUAUUAUUGUUAUAGAAGAGUUGGUUAGAACAAAAUUGCCGGAAGUACACUUGCGCUUAAAAGAAUUGGAUGUUGAUCUAUCCUGGAUAUGUUCAGAAUGGCUUUUGUGUUUAUUUUGUACGGCUUUUCCGAUAACGACAACGUUACGUAUUUGGGACUGCCUAUUCUAUGAAGGCGAUAAAAUAAUAUUCAGAAUUACUUUAGCAUUGUUUAAAAUGAAUCAAGAAAAAUUAGUUGAGCUAAAUUCAUUAGAAUCCAUCUUAUUGUUAUUUAAGGAAACCACCAAAAAUAUGGUGGAAUGUGAUAAAUUAAUGUAUAUUGCCUUUAACGAAAUUGGUGUACUAAAAAAAAAGAGCAUAAGGAAGUUAAGGCUGAAAGCUGAAGAUCUUAUUAAGAACGGUUUAGCCUAA
This is a messenger RNA of Plasmodium malariae, 1119 nucleotides long. Its product is annotated as GTPase-activating protein, putative. NCBI's taxonomy places the organism in Eukaryota, Apicomplexa, Aconoidasida, Haemosporida, Plasmodiidae. Bases 1 to 1119 code for a protein of 372 amino acids. The transcript is spliced from 11 exons. The record is from RefSeq and is a predicted model, not a curated record.